Molecule: messenger RNA, 1176 nt
Organism: Trichoderma gamsii
Lineage: Eukaryota; Fungi; Ascomycota; Sordariomycetes; Hypocreales; Hypocreaceae
Product: oxidoreductase
Exons: 3
Coding region: 1-1176 (391 amino acids)
Molecular function (GO): nucleotide binding
Source: RefSeq, a predicted model, not a curated record
AUGGCCGCAGGAAACCCUUAUACCGUGAAAUGGGGCAUCAUGGCCACCGGCGGAAUUGCAGAGACAUUCUGCAAGGAUCUUCUGUGCGAUCCCAAAGUUCGAGACGCUCAUGAUGUGCGCCACGAGAUUGUUGCCGUCGCCUCCUCUAGCAGCAAGAAGAGGGCGGAUGAGUUUCUCCAGACAAUAGACGGUGCCUUUGACGCCAAGACAUAUGGAUCCUAUCCAGAGCUUGUCGCCGACCCCAAUAUCGACAUCAUCUACGUCGCAACACCUCACAGCCACCAUUUCCAGAACGCCAUGCUGGCGCUGGAAGCCGGCAAGCACGUCUUGUGCGAAAAGGCCUUCACCGUCACGGCCGCUCAGGCCAGAAAGCUCGUGGAGACGGCCAAGGCGAAGAAUCUGUUCUUGAUGGAGGCUGUGUGGACUCGAUAUUUCCCGCUGAGCAUCCAGAUUCGGAAGCGCAUCACGUCGGGCGAGAUUGGUACUGUCUACCGAACAAUUGGCGACUUGUCAUUCAACUCGAAUGCAACUGAAGGCAAGGGCCUCUCGUUUGAUGAUUCUCAUCGCAUGGUCAACGUUGAUCUCGCAGGCGGCGCAAUCCUCGACCUCGGCGUGUAUCCCUUGACCUGGGUAUUCCAAACACUGUACCACCUACAGCCGGAGCAAGACAAGGAGGCACCAACAGUGGUCGCCGCCAGCAACAAGUACACCACCGGUGCGGAUGAAAACACGGCCAUCAUCUGCCAGUUCCCUCGACACAACUCCCUGGGCGUCGCCACAACCACCAUGCGAGCACACUCCGACCCCGAGAACGACGCCGUCCCGGUCAUCCGAAUCCAGGGAUCGGAGGGAGAAAUUCAAGUCUUCUUCCCGGCUUACCGACCCGUCAAGUACAAGGUUGUGAAGAAGAACGGCGAGUCUCAGCUGGUCGACUGCCCCAUCCCCGGGGACCCUGCACGCAAUGGCUGGGGCCACGGCAUGUUCUGGGAGGCAGACGAGUGUGCUCGAUGCCUACGCGACGGCAAGAAGGAGAGCGCCACGCUGCCCUGGACGGAGAGCAUUGUCAUUAUGGAGACGAUGGAGGCGGCGCUGAAGCAGGGUGGGAUUGAAUACCCGGAGCUGAUUACGACUGAUGUGUAUGAUCCAAAGAGCCCGUUGAACACGGGAAACCAAUAA